Molecule: messenger RNA, 249 nt
Organism: Dentiscutata erythropus
Lineage: Eukaryota; Fungi; Glomeromycota; Glomeromycetes; Diversisporales; Gigasporaceae
Source: the annotation of a GenBank genome assembly
AUGAUUGAUAAUGAAGAACUAACGACUCAACAAAAAAUUAAAGGAAAAGAAUUUCUAAUCACAGAAGAAACCCUAUUUGCACAAAGUAUUAAAAAUAUGAAUCAUACGAAUGCUACUACUCAUAGCAUUAAUACAGGUGAUGCUGCCCCAAUCAAGCAAGGAUACUAUAAAGCCGCUUAUGAAGAAAAUGAUGUUGAAAUGCCACAGACUGAUGCAAAAGGCCGCAUCGAAAAGUCUACGACAUUGUGA